Molecule: messenger RNA, 342 nt
Organism: Loa loa (African eye worm)
Lineage: Eukaryota; Metazoa; Nematoda; Chromadorea; Rhabditida; Onchocercidae
Exons: 2
Coding region: 1-342 (113 amino acids)
Cellular component (GO): membrane
Source: RefSeq, a predicted model, not a curated record
AUGGCGGUGUUGGUACCGAUUCUGCCAUGCAUAUGCACUAUUCUAUUAUGUCUUUUAACUGGCUUCGUUGGCAAUACUACGCUUAUUGUAGCUACGAUUCAGAGCAAACGUCUGCAUAAUGCCAACAAUAUACUCAUAGCACUGAACGCAUUUGGUGACAUUCUUCAUCAGAUCGGCCAUAUCCCAUUUGCAUACUUUAUUUUCACCGGAAUCACUUUUACACCUUUACGAACAUGCAUUUGGAUACAGUUAAUACCGAAUUUCGGUCUAAAUUUUGCAAUGACUAUAUUAUUUCCUAUCGGCAUAGAUCGAGCUAUCGCUGUUUUAAAGCCUGUUAGGUAA